AUGGGAGUUACUGGAUUGCUCCCAUUACUAAAAGAUAUACAAGAACCAUGUACUUUAGAACGGUACCGUGGUAAAACUUUAGCCAUUGAUGGUUUUGGCUGGAUGCACAGAGCACUAAUUUCAUGUUCUCAAGAUUUAUGUCAAAAUAGACCCACUAGACGGUAUAUCACUGCUGUAACUAAUAAGCUACAGAUGCUCCGUCACUUUGGUAUUGAGCCAUAUCUUGUGUUUGACGGUGCCCCUUUACCAACAAAGGCAGAUACUAAUAGUGAAAGACGCCAAAGACGCGAAGAAGCAAGAAGUAAAGCAGACGCGUAUGUGGCUCUGGGUAAUCCGAAAUUAGCCUGGAAGGAAUUCAUGAAGGCAGCUAGCGUUACUUUCGAGAUGGUCAAAUCAGUAAUGGUGGAAUUGGAUGCCUUAGGUAUCAAGUACGUGGUUGCGCCUUAUGAAGCGGAUCCCCAAAUGGUGUACAUGGAAAAAAUUGGGCUUGUGGACGGUAUUCUUUCUGAAGAUUCCGAUCUCUUGGUAUUUGGGUGCCGUGUUCUCAUAACAAAGUUAAAAGAUAAUGGUACUUGUGUUGAAAUCAAUAGAGACAAUUUUUCCAAAGUGAAAGCAACCCCAUUUCUUCGAACUAUUUCUCAGGAACAUUUACGUUUUGUUGCAAUGAUAGCUGGUUGUGACUAUACUAAAGGUUUGGUCAAUGUGGGCAUGAAAAAAGCCAUUAACUUCAUUAGUAAAUACAACCAAUUGGACAAGACUCUUUUGGCAUUACAGACUGAAGGGAAUAUUCGUAUUCCACCUGAGUUUUCUGAUGAAUUAGCAAAGGCUGAUCUUGCUUUCAAAUAUCAAAAGGUUUUUGAUCCUACAAUUCAAGAGUUGACCACACUUACUGAAUAUCCUGAGAUCCUUCCUGCUUCACUUGAUAUCUUAGAAACAUGUUGCGGUCGCACAAUCGACUCGGAGACGAUUGCCGAAGUUGCCAAUGGGCGUUUGCACCCAAUCACUCAUGAUUUACUUGUUUCUAGGGAACAAAGUCUUAGUCUGCUCAAGAGCAACUCAGUUAUCCUUACCAAGUCUUUCCAACUGACAACGGCUGCUUCGGCUACUAGAAGCGUAUCCAUGACUUCAAAGCCAAGUCCUAGAACUAUUGACACAUUUUUCAAGAAAGAUCCCAAAAGAAUCAAAAUCCAAAGUUCUACUGCUUCCUCUUCAUUUUCCCUUUCUACAUCUUCAUCAAUGAGUAUUUCAUCCUCCAUCUCGGCGACAUCCUCCACAUUAACAACAACUACAUCGGCAGACUCGCUUGAUACGUACGCCUCUCCAACUAAACGGAAGCUCAAUCGAUUCAAUGCGGCCUCUCCUGUAAUAGGUGAGCGUAGCGUUUUCUUUUCCUCUCACGAUAUUUCAUCGUCCCCAGUCAAACAACCAGUUCCACAACAACAACCAAAGCAACCUCACAUUCAAUUUAGUGAUAACGUUUUGGAUGAUUUAACCGAUGAUGAAUGUGAGGAUGUUAAGCCGAGCGCAAUUUCGAGUAUGUCAUUGUCCGCUUCAAAACCUACAGUUCCAAGUUCUGACGAUCUUGAGAUAGAAGAGUCACCAGUUAAGACAACUCAAGCUCAAGUUAUGCAAUGGAGGGAGAAAUUCCAAUUCGAACAACCAAAAUCAAUCAACAAGGCGAGGCCAGCUUUAACAUUAAAAGAUGUUAAUACAAUGAGACCUUCGAAAGUGAAAUUACAAGCAGAAAAAGCUCCAGUAACUGCAAAGAUACCUGUGGUAUCUCUGGACAUCAAAACGUCAUCUACAGUAAAAUUAAACCUGUUUGCCUAUCAUCCAUAA
Messenger RNA from Lizanozyma spartinae, 1839 nucleotides. RefSeq names its product Rad2 family nuclease (gene EXO1). Gene Ontology annotation, cellular component: nucleus. The record is from RefSeq and is a predicted model, not a curated record. Lineage: Eukaryota; Fungi; Ascomycota; Pichiomycetes; Serinales; Debaryomycetaceae. The coding region runs from base 1 to 1839 and encodes 612 amino acids. Gene Ontology annotation, molecular function: metal ion binding; 5'-3' DNA exonuclease activity; DNA binding. Gene Ontology annotation, biological process: DNA double-strand break processing; mismatch repair; DNA recombination. The transcript has a single exon.